Molecule: messenger RNA, 1406 nt
Organism: Octodon degus (degu)
Lineage: Eukaryota; Metazoa; Chordata; Mammalia; Rodentia; Octodontidae
Product: creatine kinase B-type-like
Exons: 2
Coding region: 66-1211 (381 amino acids)
Biological process (GO): phosphocreatine biosynthetic process
Molecular function (GO): creatine kinase activity
Source: RefSeq, a predicted model, not a curated record
CUGCGUCGAGCCGGAGCUGUAGACUCUGACGAGCGCCCCCGCCCUCGACCCCGCCCGCUGCCGCCAUGCCCUUCUCCAACAGCCACAACGCGCUGAAGAUGAACUUCCCCGCCGAGGACGAGUACCCUGACCUGAGCUGCCACAACAACCACAUGGCCAAGGUGCUGACCCCCGAGCUGUACGCCGAGCUGCGCGCCAAGAGCACGCCGAGCGGCUUCACGCUGGACGACAUCAUCCAGACCGGCGUGGACAACCCGGGCCACCCGUUCAUCAUGACCGUGGGCUGCGUGGCGGGUGACGAGGAGUCCUACGAUGUGUUCAAGGCGCUCUUCGACCCCAUCAUCGAGGACCGCCACGGCGGCUAUCAGCCCAGCGAUGAGCACAAGACCGACCUCAACCCCGACAACCUGCAGGGCGGCGACGACCUGGACCCCAACUACGUGCUGAGCUCGCGGGUGCGCACGGGCCGCAGCAUCCGCGGCUUCUGCCUGCCCCCGCACUGCAGUCGCGGGGAGCGCCGCGCCAUCGAGAAGCUGGCGGUGGAGGCCCUGUCCAGCCUGGACGGCGACCUGGCCGGCCGGUACUACGCGCUCAAGAGCAUGACCGAGGCGGAGCAGCAGCAGCUCAUCGACGACCAUUUCCUUUUUGACAAGCCCGUGUCGCCGCUGCUGCUGGCCUCCGGCAUGGCCCGUGACUGGCCCGACGCUCGCGGAAUCUGGCACAAUGACAAUAAGACCUUCCUGGUGUGGGUCAAUGAGGAGGACCACCUUCGAGUCAUUUCCACGCAGAAAGGGGGCAACAUGAAGGAGGUGUUUACCCGAUUCUGCACCGGCCUCACCCAGAUCGAAACCCUCUUUAAGUCCAAGAACUAUGAGUUCAUGUGGAGCCCACACCUGGGCUACAUCCUCACCUGCCCAUCCAACCUGGGCACCGGGCUGAGGGCAGGCGUGCACAUCAAGCUGCCUCACCUGGGCAAGCACGAGAAGUUUCCUGAGGUGCUCAAGAGGCUGCGGCUGCAAAAGCGAGGCACAGGUGGUGUGGACACAGCUGCCGUGGGUGGGGUCUUCGAUGUCUCCAACGCAGACCGCCUGGGCUUCUCGGAGGUGGAGCUGGUGCAGAUGGUGGUGGAUGGGGUGAAGCUGCUCAUCGAGAUGGAGCAGCGGCUGGAGCAGGGCCAGGCCAUUGAUGACCUCAUGCCUGCCCAGAAGUGAAGCCCGGCCUGAGCCGCCACCAGCCUGCCGCUUCCUAACUUAUUGCCUGGGCAGUGCCCGCCAUGUGCCCCUGAUGUCCGCCGCCUGGCAGCUGAGCCCUUAGCCUCGCUGUAGAGACUUCUGUCGCCCUGGGUAGAGUUUAUUUUUUGAUGGCUGAGCUGUUGCUGGUGCUGAAAUAAACUAGGGUUUUGGCCU